Messenger RNA from Juglans regia (Persian walnut), 1507 nucleotides. RefSeq names its product probable 2-oxoglutarate-dependent dioxygenase At5g05600. The record is from RefSeq and is a predicted model, not a curated record. The transcript is spliced from 3 exons. Lineage: Eukaryota; Viridiplantae; Streptophyta; Magnoliopsida; Fagales; Juglandaceae. Bases 261 to 1337 code for a protein of 358 amino acids.
UCACGUUUCUCUUUCGCGUCCAUAUCAUCUCCACCACUCCACCUUGUCCCAGCUCCUUUAAUUCACGAACGUCUAUCCCUCCCACAUGCACCCAGUGAUCAAUAUAUCUCUCCUAUCUCUCUCUCUCUCUCUCUCUCUCUGUGAAGUACUUGGAAUGCUUCGAACUUGUAAUUUGUUUUACUGAUCGAGACUUCUAUAUAUAUAUUUUCGUUAACUUGGAUAAACCUCGGAAGCCAAACGUACUUGUUAAUUAAAACAUCAUGAAUUGCCCGGUAGAUUGGCCCGAGCCAAUUGUUCGCGUCCAAUCCUUGUCCGAAAGUGAAGUACCAGUGAUUCCAGACCGAUACAUCAAGCCGCCACUUGAAAGGCCAACCGCAGCUAAACAAACUGAUGCUAGCGAUGUUAAUAUCCCAAUUAUCGAUCUUCAAAGCUUGGACGGAGACGAUCAUGAUCUUCGUGCCACCAUACUUGGCCAAAUAUCUGAGGCUUGUCGAAAGUGGGGUUUCUUCCAAAUCCUCAACCAUGGAGUUAAUCCCCAACUACUGGACCGUGCCCGAGAGGUUUGGCGCGAGUUCUUUCACUUGCCAAUGGAGAUAAAGCACGUUUAUGCUAACUCACCGAAAACUUAUGAAGGGUACGGUAGCCGACUUGGGGUGGAAAAGGGUGCCAUUCUUGAUUGGAGUGACUACUACUAUCUGCACUACCUUCCAUUAUCGUUGAAGGAUUGCAACAAAUGGCCUGCCCUCCCGGCUGAUUGCAGGGAAGUGCUCGAUGAGUAUGGGAGAGAACUAGUGAAGCUGUGUGGGAGAUUAAUGAAACUUUUGUCUAUAAACCUUGGAUUGGAAGAGGAUGUUCUUCAAAACGCAUUCGGCGGCCAAAAUAUUGGAGCCUGUCUAAGGGUGAACUUUUAUCCAAAGUGUCCACAGCCUGACCUGGCCCUUGGUUUGUCAUCCCACUCGGACCCAGGUGGCAUGACGCUGCUCCUUCCAGAUCAUCAAGUUCCCGGCCUUCAAGUCCGUAGAGAAGACGAAUGGAUUACUGUCAAACCGGCUCCCCACGCUUUUAUCGUCAAUAUUGGCGACCAAAUUCAGGUUAUUAGCAAUGCAAUAUACAAGAGCGUGGAGCAUAGAGUGAUUGUAAAUGCAGCCAAAGAGCGGGUCUCCCUCGCUUUCUUCUACAAUCCGAAGAGUGAUAUACCCAUAGAGCCAGUAAAGGAGCUUCUCGCACCGGAUAAACCUGCUUUAUACGCACCCAUGACAUUCGAUGAAUAUAGGCUUUUCAUAAGAACGAGGGGUCCUCGUGGAAAAUCCCAAGUGGACUCACUCAAGUCUCGAUGACAUGAUCAUGAUCAGUUUCUUCCACUGUUGUAAAUGAUCCCAGCUAGCUAGCUAGCUAGCCUGGCCUCAUGAUCCCCGGCCCCCUAACUAUCGAUUCAAAUAUUCUACAUGCAUCUUGUAAAGGUACGUACUACGUACUAGUAUAUAAUAUAUGAAUAAUAUUAGAUACA